AUGCCUCGAGGUGGCUACGACUGCACCGGCGCCGCGCCCGGCUCCUUUGCCUCUCGCCAGGGCCGCCAGAUGUACCCCUGCGGCGGCGGAACCACGCCGCGCGCCUCCCAGUCCGCCGUGUUCCCCGGCGUGCAGUACCACCAGCCGGCGGCGCCGGCGCCUGGCGGCCAAGCCUCGCAAGUAUACGCCGCGGCGGGCCCGCACGCCACGAUGAGCUACGGCUAUCCUGGACCCGCACCACAAGCUGGCUUCGUGUCCCAGCAACAGCAGGGCGGCUACAUGACUGGUGGCUUCGGCCCGGCCCAGCAGCAGCCACAGAUGCAGCAGCAGACUUUUAUGCAGCAUGGCUACGCUCCUGGCUCGACUAUGCAGGUGCCUGGAGGUGGCGGUGUCGCGAGCCAAGGCAUGGUGUACGCCGGAGGCUACCCGCAGCAGCAGCAGCAUCAUGCUUCCGUGUAUGGUGCCGGUUUCGCUCCUGUCGGCCAGGCUCCGUACUACCGCCAGCAAUGA
Messenger RNA from Akanthomyces muscarius, 510 nucleotides. RefSeq lists its product as uncharacterized. The record is from RefSeq and is a predicted model, not a curated record. The coding region runs from base 1 to 510 and encodes 169 amino acids. The transcript is spliced from 2 exons. Lineage: Eukaryota; Fungi; Ascomycota; Sordariomycetes; Hypocreales; Cordycipitaceae.